This is a messenger RNA of Branchiostoma floridae (Florida lancelet), 4405 nucleotides long. Its product is annotated as ATP-citrate synthase-like. The transcript has 27 exons. Gene Ontology annotation, cellular component: cytosol. Gene Ontology annotation, biological process: tricarboxylic acid cycle; acetyl-CoA biosynthetic process; fatty acid biosynthetic process. NCBI's taxonomy places the organism in Eukaryota, Metazoa, Chordata, Leptocardii, Amphioxiformes, Branchiostomatidae. The record is from RefSeq and is a predicted model, not a curated record. Gene Ontology annotation, molecular function: ATP citrate synthase activity. Bases 213 to 3236 code for a protein of 1007 amino acids.
CAUCCGAGAGGACAGCUGGUGGUGUGAUGUGACAUGUUGAUGUAGUAGGCACAGUCGGUGCUGUGUUCAGGUCGGUCGGACCACUUCUACCUGACGUUUAUUCACCGCCAGCGGCGUCGCAUCGAUCGGGAACUACUGCGUGCUGUGUUGGCAGGGUCUCGCAGAACCACCGGCUGCUAUAGAGAUAAAGCAACACACAACAAUAAAACAAGAUGUCAGCCAAGGCGAUCCUUGAGGCGGCAGGGAAGGGCCUGCUGAAUGCCAACCUGGCUGGUGCCGGAAUGGUGAAGAACAAGAUUGUUUCCGUGAACGCUGACACAGACUGGGAUUUUCUUGUCGCUUCUAACCCAUGGAUGAACACAGAGCGUCUGGUAGCCAAGCCAGACCAGCUGAUCAAACGGCGCGGGAAACUCGGGCUCAUCAAGGUCAAUGCGACCUUGGACGAAGUCAAACAGUGGGUCAAGGAAAGGAUGAACAAGGAGAUGAAGAUUGGCAAGUCGACUGGUUUGCUGAAGAAUUUUGUGGUCGAACCAUUUGUACCUCACAAGCAGGAGGAGGAGUUCUAUGUGUGUAUCUACGCUCAUAGAGAUGGAGAAACUAUUCUGUUCCACCAUGAGGGAGGGGUGGACAUCGGGGACGUGGAUGCUAAGGCUGUAAAGUUGGAGGUACCAAUUGGUGAGACACCAUCACUGGAAGAUCUGCAGAAGAAUCUUGUCCACAAGGCACCUGCACCAAAGCAACCGGUUCUUGCACAGUUUAUCUCCAACCUUUACACAGUCUACACAGACCUGUACUUCACCUAUCUGGAGAUCAACCCUCUUGUUGUUACAGAUGAGGGUGUGUAUAUCCUGGACCUGGCCGCCAAAAUCGACCAGACGGCAGAGUUCAUCUGUAAAGCCAAGUGGGGGGAGUUGGACUUCCCUCCUCCAUUUGGGAGGGAAGCCUACCCAGAGGAGGCCUACAUUGCGGACCUUGAUGCUAAAAGUGGCGCCUCCCUGAAGCUGACCAUCCUCAACCCGAAAGGUCGGAUCUGGACCAUGGUAGCUGGGGGUGGAGCCUCUGUCAUCUACAGUGACACCAUCUGUGACCUUGGUGGUGCCUCAGAGCUGGCGAACUACGGCGAGUAUUCGGGCGCUCCCAGCGAGGGUCAGACCUACGAGUACGCUAAGACGAUCCUGUCGCUCAUGACGCGGGAGAAACAUGCAGAAGGCAAGGUGCUCAUCAUUGGUGGUGGGAUUGCAAACUUCACAAAUGUGGCAGCCACGUUCAAGGGUAUAGUGCGAGCUCUGAAGGACUACCAGGCUAAGCUGAAGGAGUAUAACGUGACGGUGUUUGUCAGGAGGGGGGGACCCAACUAUCAGGAGGGGCUGCGCAUCAUGAGGGAGCUGGGCCAGCAUAUUGGCAUCCCGCUGUACGUGUUUGGUACUGAGACCCACAUGACGGCCAUCGUCGGCAUGGCGCUGGGGAAACGCCCAAUCCCAGAGGAGCCGGAGGACCACAAGACCACAGCCAGCUUCCUGCUGUCUGGGAGCAGCAAGUCAACAGCGACACCCCCUAUCAGCCGUACAGGGUCUGUGUCGGAGGGCAGCAGCAGUCCCUCGCCAGGCUCCAGGAAGAUGAGACACCCCAGUAAGGAUGGAUUCGGCAAUGCUGCGGCCAAACCUGCCAAACCACUCUUUACAGAGAACUCCAAGGCUAUAAUCUGGGGGAUGCAGAACCGUGCUGUGCAGGGCAUGUUGGACUUUGACUUCUGCUGUAGCAGGAAGACCCCGUCAGUGGUGGCCAUGACUUACCCAUUCAGUGGUGAUCACAAGCAGAAGUUCUACUGGGGACACAAAGAGAUCCUCAUCCCGGUUUACAAGAACAUGGAUGAUGCCAUGACCAAACACACAGACGCUGAUGUCCUCAUCAGUUUUGCCUCCCUGAGGUCAGCCUACGACUCCACUGUGGAGGCCCUGCAGUACUCUCAGAUCCGUACCAUUGCAAUCAUUGCUGAGGGCAUUCCAGAAGCAAAAACCAGGCAACUGAACAAGCUAGCCUCGGAAAAGGGAGUCACUGUCAUCGGACCUGCCACAGUAGGAGGGAUCAAGCCAGGAUGUUUUAAGAUCGGUAACACGGGCGGCAUGCUGGAUAACAUCCUCUCCUCCAAGCUGUACCGGCCGGGCAGUGUGGCGUACGUCUCUCGCUCAGGUGGGAUGUCAAACGAGCUCAACAACAUCAUCUCCAGGAGGACCAACGGGGUGUACGAGGGAGUGGCCAUCGGUGGAGACAGGUACCCUGGAACCACCUUUAUGGACCAUCUCAUCCGCUACAACAGCGACCCUGACGUCAAGAUGAUGGUGCUUCUUGGAGAGGUGGGAGGUACAGAGGAGUACAAGAUCUGUGAAGCCCUGAAGGACGGCACCAUCACCAAACCCAUCGUGGCCUGGUGCAUCGGUACAUGUGCCAGUAUGUUCACAUCUGAGGUCCAGUUUGGCCAUGCCGGCUCCAGUGCCCACAGUGACAUGGAAACAGCACUUGCAAAGAACAAGGCCCUGGAAACCGCAGGCGCAUACGUUCCGACAAGCUUUGACGAGCUUGGAGAGAAAAUUCAGGAGGUGUACGAAUUCCUACGGGAUGAGGGCAUCAUUGUGGAACAGCCAGAAGUCCCCCCUCCGACUGUGCCAAUGGACUAUUCCUGGGCCAGGGAGCUUGGACUGAUCCGUAAGCCGGCAUCCUUCAUGACAUCUAUCUGUGAUGAGCGAGGACAGGAACUUCUCUAUGCAGGCAUGCCUAUCUCUGAUGUGUUUAAGGAGGACAUGGGCAUCGGAGGGGUGCUGUCACUUCUGUGGUUCCAGAGGAGACUGCCAUCCUAUGCGUGUAAGUUUAUAGAGAUGUGCCUGAUGGUGACAGCUGACCACGGCCCGGCGGUGUCAGGUGCACACAACACCAUCGUGUGUGCUCGGGCAGGCAAGGACCUCAUCUCAUCACUAUCCUCAGGACUGCUCACCAUCGGAGACAGUGUUGAUGGCUUCAUCGGUGUGGCCAUGGUGGAUCUGUUCAGGAACUGUGGAGCUUUUACAAGGGAAGAGGCCAAUGAGUAUGUGGACAUUGGAGCUCUGAAUGGGAUAUUUGUUCUUGGGCGGAGUCUCGGGUUCAUUGGCCACUUCUUGGACCAGAAGAGAAUGAAGCAGGGUCUGUACCGACACCCUUGGGACGACAUCUCCUACGUACUUCCAGAAAACCUCAACAUGUGAAGAGUUUGUAAUGUUUGACAAAAACUCCUCACUUUAGAAAAAAAUGAUAAAUUGAUAUUUCAACAUGGAAUAGACAACAUCUGCCUACCUGAUUCCAGUUGGUCACAUACAUGUAUAUCACCCACCCCUGAAAAAUGUGUCUUACGAGACCUCCAAUAUAACAUCCCCCAGUACAAUGCAGUCUUUCACAUCUAAACUGUGAAUACCUUGGGGUGCUGCACUAGAGAUCUCUCAAACACAUGUUUUUCAAAAGUGGUGGAAGUUAAUGAAAGUUACUAUUACUCUUAAAGUACUUUUCCUAUUCUGUCUCUUGCCAUGUUUUCAACUCCAGGAGCCUCAUGCAAAACUCAUGUAUACAGGAUGCUGUAGCAUGAUUUUUGCAAAGUGAUGUUAGCAUCAGGGGCAUAGCAAAGGACAAAAUGGGUAAAGUGAACAUUCCAGACUUAAAACUGAUAUGUCUCAAACAAACUACUGUAACAGUAUACUUAGGUGGCUUUAGGCUUACUAACUUUAAAUGUUAAGCACUGAGGAAAUGGUGUUGGUCACAUACACGUACAUUCAUGUACAGACAGAGCAACAAAAAUAAGCCAGUUUCAUUCAGUUUCAAACCUACAUUUAUAUUGUACAUGUAUGUCGAUAAUGCUUACCAAAGGAUUCAUUAAUCAACAUGGAAUUUAUAACUUUGAUUAUUAUGUUCUUUAUUGGUGGUUGUACCAUUAAUUCUAAGAGAUUGAAUGAAGUGUUAUGUACAUGUUAAUCAUACUUGCCUAAUGUUGAUUAAAUGUUUAAGAUACCUGAAAUUGUAAAGAAUAGAUACCAAAUAUUGUGGCAGCGGUAAGGUAGAGUUGCUCUAUUAUCGAAAACAAAUCCAAUAGCUUGUCAUUGUUAGGCAGAUAUAUUUUCUGUCUCAUUCAUGUAUCAGCUGUGACUGAGGGUUGAGAAGAAUAUUUUUGCUUUUGUUGAAAAUGUAUUAGAUAGUUUAUGAUACAAUCCAAUGCAGGAAUGUCUCCAGGACCUUCCCUCUGUUUUGAGAUGGAAAUUUUCUUGUUGGGACGGACAAAAAUCACACACUGCCCAUCCAAAAAGUCUGAAUACAGAUGAAAAUGGUAAAUUCUAAGUGACAGAUUCAGCAACAAAAAUCAACAACAUUUUCUCCCUAACCAUGACUU